GUUUCUAUGGGCGCUCGUGCUAUAGGCGUGUUGUAGCUGCUCCGUUUUGAAUUGAGUUGUGGUGGGAGACGCGAACGAUUUGGCGGUUAAAAGUUGUUUACGCUGGGCCUGCAGCUUUUUGGACAGUCCCAAGAAUAUUAUUAUAUUAAUUUUUGUGUAUGCAACUAUUGCACUUAAGAUGAUCACUAGAGAAUUCGUCAUCCCCUUGGAUAAGGAUGAACUCGUCCGCACGCAUUUUGCCGAGUAUGGCCACCGGGAUGUUGUACCCCUGCAGAUGAUCAACAGAGAAAUAAAUGCGAUAAGUCAGCAGCAGAUAAGCGAAAGAGGACCAGUUGAGCUUGUUCAAGAGAAAUUAGAUCUGUUUCUUUCUGUUGUUGUUCAUGGAAACAAAGUAGAACUACCUUUGUUGCUUCGUUUGUUUAGCAGGAUUUUGAGGAUUGUACAAAAUCUUAUAGCAUACUUGGAAAACAAAGCUGAACAGUCACAGAGUUUAGAAUUUGAACAGGAUGAAAAAAUUAAACUAUUAGCAACAACUAAAAUACUAGCGUAUGUCCUGUCGUCUAUGUUAUGUCAAAUUGAAGAUCAAAUAGCUGACACUAGUAAUAAUGGAAUAGGAAAUGUUGGCAAACGUAAGAAAGUCACGCAAAAAUCAGAUAUUGAGGAAGAAUGGGAAGCUCAAAGAGAAAAAGCAAUGGAGACAUUGCAUCGCUGGUUACAAUUACCACUGAAGUACUUAUGGUCACCACCCAUUGUGGAAGAUUCAUUUGUUGGCACUCUAAGUCAGAUCUGUUACAAGAUAUUGCAGAAAACAAAAGACAUUAGAUCCAAGCUUGUCAGGAAUCUUAUCUUCCAGAUUCUUGGAACAUUAGUCAAAAAAUAUAAUCACGGCAUAGCUUGUGUUUUAAAAAUCACACAAUUAGCUAAGUUACAUGAAGCUCUAGCAGCACCAAUUGGAGCUGGUAUAGUGCUUAUGGUUACAGAAUGUGGAUGUACUGGAUUGAUGAAAGAAAUUGCAAGAGAAAUUGGUGAAAAUGAACCUGGGGAAGCAGAUGCUCGCAAUUUUUGCAACUUUCUUGAAUCUAUUGCAACUACACAAGCAGAUGUUGUACUGCCUAUUUUAGAUAACAUAAUGGACUACCUUGGUAAUGAUUGUUACAUAUUGAGAAACUGUGCAAUCAGUGUUAUGGGAUUAAUAGUUGCCAAUGUUCUUACUGGUGAAGAUUUACCACCUGAAAAACGUGCCUUAAGAGACGAAUGCUUAGAUAAUUUAGAAGAACAUAUUAUAGAUAAUAAUGCAUAUGUCAGAUCAAAGGUUCUACAGACCUGGCAAAAGCUUUGUUGUGAAGGAGCUAUACCUUUAUCGAGGCAAAAUAGACUUCUAAAAGCUUCUGUUUUAAGAUUAGAAGACAAAAGUGCAAAUGUACGAAAGCAGGCUUUAGAAUUACUGCGAGCUGUUCUACAAAGCAAUCCAUUUGCAUCAAAGAUGAACCAAGAGAAAUUUGCUCAAAAUCUUGAACAAGCAAAAGCAGAAUUGAAACAGCUUCAGACUGAAAUAUAUCAUACUGCAGGAGCAGAAGAGGAAAAAGAAGAACUAUGGAAAACUCAACUUCCAUUAAUAGAAGAUGCAAUCAAUAAACUUACAGAAAAUGAUAAAAAUAAUGCUCCAAACGAAGAAGAUGAAAAUGAGGAAAAUGAAAUCGAUGUUAAAGAAACUUUUGACAAGAUACAAAAUUACAUUUUAAGAGAUAAAUGUUCAAAAGCAGUGAAAUAUUUACAAAAAUUAUUUAACCAAUCAGGAUUAACAAAGGAAAUGAAAAAUGUGUCAGAAGAAACAAAAAAAGAAGCGUUGUUAUUAUUUAUGUAUAAAAUAUUCAUGAAUUCGAGUUCUAAAAAAGAGGAGGAAAAUGGACAAGCAGUAAAUUCUAGAAAGAGUUUAACUACUGGUCAAGAAGAAUUAAAACAGUUGGACCAAAUAAAGGUCAAGAAGAAGCUUGUAGACUAUUUACAGAACUGCUAUACGUUUUCGAUCGAAUUAGAGAAAACUAUACCGAUCGUAGAAAAACUACUGUAUUCGGUAAAUCCUGGUGAUGCGAUAGAAGCAUGCUCAUAUUUAGGUGCAGCUUACCAGUUUCAAAUAGCAGGAGCUUUACCAGCGGUGCGAAAGGCACUCUUUCAAAUUUUUUGUCGUGAUCAAUCUGUACGCGAUAACAUAGCCAUUGUAUACAAGGAAAUCUAUCUGGACCAAUUAGAUAAUCAAAUGUCUAGUCGCGCGAAAGCUUUAUCUUCUGUUAAGUCCUUAAUUCAACUAUUGGAUGGGAUGUUGCCUGGUCAAAGUGCGGCGCUUGCUAAGCUUGUAGCGUCGUGGAGAACUACUAACGAAUUGGAUGCAGAAGCAUUAAAAGUAAUGUGGGAAAUGUUUUCACUGAAAUUGGCAAAUACAACUCCUGAGGAAAGUAGAUCAGCCUUGAUGCUGCUAACAAUGGCAGCUCAAGUAGAACCCAACAUAAUUACAGAUAACUUAGAUGUUCUUAUCAAGGUCGGCCUAGGACCACGAGCACAAAGUGAUUUGUUACUAGCUAGAGAUACAUGUCGAGCUUUUCUGACAAUUCAACAGGACUGUUCCAAAGAUAUAGAAAAGUCUCCAACCAGGUUUCCUAAUGAUCAUGAGAUGUUUAAUCAAAUCUGUAGUCUUCUUAAAGAAAAGUUUUUGGACGAAAAAGAAAACGGGUACAUAUCGUUUGCAACAGAUGCCAUAAACGUUAUAUACCACCUGGCCGAUCAACCAGCUAAACUUGCUGAGGAAGUCUUGAGCCAUUCAGCCAAAUCUGGCAAUUUGAUUAGAACGUUAGAAAAUAACGCAAUAGAAGCUGAAAUUUCCGUCUAUAUAACUUCACGAUUUCUUUUUUUGGUUGGUCAUACCGGUAUUCGCGAAAUGGUUCAUUUGGAUCAAUCAAUUUAUAAAGAAUUGAAACGUCGUAACGCCGUACGAGAAAAGAAAAAGGAAAUUCGGUCACGCAUAAGUAACAUUCGUGGACGAAAAUCCAUGAACAUUUCUGUAAUGUCUACGGUGUCAACAAUGUCUACCACAUCAAUGCCUGGAAGUGCUCAGCGCUCGAUUAGAGGGAACAAAAAUGAUGAUGAUCAAGAAGAUGGCAUGGAAGGCGCGACAGCAGACGAUGCUGAUGCGGAACAUAUUAGUAUGUGUCUAGAAGAAGAGCUUCUGGCAGAAGGAGGAUUUUUAAGCAAAUUUUUACCAAUCAUUUUGAACGUUUGUCAGCAUCCUGAAAAGUAUACCGACGAAGUUGUUCAAGCUCAUGGAGUAUUAGCUCUCAGCAAAUUUAUGACAAUCAGCUCAAACUUUUGCGAAGCUAAUCUGCAGUUAUUCGUUACGAUAUUGGAACGUUCCACUCAUCCACAAAUUAGGGCAAAUAUUCUCAUCGGAUUAGCCGAUCUUAUGACUAGAUUCCCGAAUCAGAUUGAACCAUGGACAUCUCAUAUUUAUGGACGACUGAAAGAUGACAAUCUUAGAGUUCGUACCACAUGUGUACGAAUGUUAUCAAACUUGAUACUAGGAGAAAUGAUUCGCGUUAAAGGACAAGUUGCUCAACUUGCACUUUGUAUGGUAGAUGAAAAUGACACUAUACGGUCGGAUACCAAACAGUUGUUUAAAGACUUAUCCCAAAAAGGAAAUGCUCUCUAUAAUGUUAUGCCUGAUAUAUUGUCUUGUUUAUCGGAUUCCGAAUUAAAUCUUUCGGAAAAAAAUUUCCAGGAAAUAAUCAAAUAUAUAUUGGGACUUCUUCAAAAAGACAGACAAGUAGACAGUAUUAUUGAAAAACUCUGUAGUCGAUUUAAAUUAGCCACGACUGAGCGGCAGUGGCGUGAUUUAUCUUAUUGUCUUUCACUUCUUAAAUUCAGUGCUAAAGGUAUACGAAUCCUUAUCAAAGACCUUCCCUUGCUGAAGGAAAAAAUCCACAACGAUGACGUGCAAAAGGCCUUGAACUGCAUAGUCGAGCAAGCAAAGCGACGACCAGAGGCCAAGACAGCAUGUCUUGAGCUCGAAGAGAAAAUAAAGGAAUUAUUGGAGUCUACAGAAGAUGGAGAAGAGGGUAGAGAACGAGAUGGAGAAGCGCCGAAACCCAUAUCUGAUAGUGAGGCAAUGCCACCGCCGUUGAGGCCUGUACCUAAGUCAGUUAAGGUCAAGAAAAAGUCGUCGCGACGCAUGAGAAAAGAUGAAGACGACAACGAUGACGAGGAUGAAGAUGAAAAUUAUGAAAACCGACCGAGUAGGAAUAGUACUAGCAAUCUCAGAAGUUCUAGAAGAGGAAGGCCUAGUUCUAAAAAUGAUACAACAAUGAAUAGUGAGUCAGAAGAAGAGGAGACUAAUAAAACACUUCAACGACCUACCAGGAGAAGCGCGAGAACUCCUUCACAGGAGCAAAGUACACCAGUUUCAAGUAGAAGAACUCCAGGUAGGAGGAGAGAGCCACCGGAAGCAUCGCUACCCUCGCUAAAAAGAACGCGAUCAUCUAGGACAUAAAAUCAUUUAUAGAACAGUGUGGCUAAAGUCCGCUGUUAAGUCACGCCUAUCUGUGACUAAAGUAGUCCUUUUUUGCACCGUGUUUAUCACGGUGCAAAUAAGGACUACUUUAGUUACGAAUAGGCGAGACUUGCGGAUUUUAGCAGUCUGUGCUAUAAAAUUUUAUACGAUACUCUUGACUUAAAUGUUUCAGUUUUACACGGCGCUUAGCGCCCUCGCUACACUCGGGUGCUAACUGCGCCGUGUAAAAAAGAACCAUUUAAGUCACACGUAUCGUAAUGUACUAUUUAGCGGCGCAAUCAUUUAUUUAGUAUUAUUAAUAAGUUUACUAUUUAAACUUGUAAAUAAGGUUUGAUAUGCAAUACAAAUAACAUAGAUUUAUUGUAAUCAAAAAUGUUUUUGUAUUUGAACUUACACAUCAUAAAAUUUAUACAAUUAUAGAAGAUAUUUUUAUAACAAUUAAA
Molecule: messenger RNA, 5001 nt
Organism: Nasonia vitripennis (jewel wasp)
Lineage: Eukaryota; Metazoa; Arthropoda; Insecta; Hymenoptera; Pteromalidae
Gene: Cap-D2
Product: condensin complex subunit 1
Exons: 18
Coding region: 179-4537 (1452 amino acids)
Biological process (GO): mitotic chromosome condensation; mitotic cell cycle; meiotic chromosome condensation
Cellular component (GO): nucleus; condensed chromosome, centromeric region
Molecular function (GO): histone binding
Source: RefSeq, a predicted model, not a curated record